This is a messenger RNA of Onychostoma macrolepis, 3133 nucleotides long. RefSeq names its product WAS/WASL interacting protein family member 3 (gene wipf3). Gene Ontology annotation, molecular function: actin binding. Bases 1047 to 2534 code for a protein of 495 amino acids. The transcript has 8 exons. Lineage: Eukaryota; Metazoa; Chordata; Actinopteri; Cypriniformes; Cyprinidae. The record is from RefSeq and is a predicted model, not a curated record.
CCCAAUAAUGACAAUUCUGUCAUCGUUUACUCAGGCUAUAGUGUCGGUCUAAACCUGAUACAUGACUUUCUUUCUUGUGUGGAACAUAAAAGAAGAUAUUUAAACAACUGCCGAACAGUUUUGUUGACCAAUGAUGUUCAAUUGUACAUAAAAAUACUUUCUCAAAAUGUUUUCUCAAAAUAUCUUCUUUUAUAGUCCACAGAAGGAAGAAAUUCAUACAGGUUUGUAAAGAAACAAGGGUGAAUAAGUGAUGACAGAAUUUACAUUUUUGGGUCAUCUAUCCCUUUAAGUUUACAAACCUAUUUAUUUUCUUAUAAAUUAGGCCUAUUAAUUUAAAUAAUAAUUUAAUCAUUUUUGUACUUAACAUAGCAGGUUUAUUAAAUCUAAUGUUAUAAAAUUCACGUGAAAUGAAUGAAAAAAUAAAGAUAUAGCUAUACUUUAAACAGAAUACAAAUCAUUCACACGUGUUAUGAUUUGCAUCAGCCAGAUAUUAUACAGCAUGUCUCUACAGGUGGAUAAAAAUGUUUCCACAUGGGUGGACCAGCACAACAUUGUGUCAGCAUCUCCAUGGGAAAGCUGUUAAUGGGACUCUAGGGAAAGACAGAGAGUUGUUAAGAGCUAUGCUGCUGGAUGAAGUAUAACCCACAAGAUCUUGGACAGUCAUAUCAUGAAAGAGGCCAAAGGAUGAAUAGCUGAAUUCUUCAUGUGACUCUUGAGCAAUGUUAGGAUUUUAUUUAUUUAAUCAUUCACAAAUGUGAAAUUAAUUUCACAUUAGAAUUUCCUAAUGCUUGAACUUGUCCAUUUGUCCUUUUCCUCCAUGGAGCAAUAACACAAUGUUUCUCUAUUUUGGCAACAAUAAACAUUCCUAAUAAUUAACAUAUUAUCUAAAUUCCUUCUACAUUUCUCAGCUGUAUUUAGCGGGUUUCUCUUCCUCACACAAUAGCUCUGAUUGGCUGCUGGGCUUGCCAGAAGUUGAGCAGCUCCUCAAACAACAGACUCCAUUGUUGGCUCCAGAGCCCUCCGGCUCUUGAUAAGGUUCCUGAACAAUGCCUAUCCCUCCUCCUCCACCUCCCCCAGCUCCACCACCCCCACCUCCACCUCCUGCAGCUCCUGCACCUCCUGCACAAUCACGGACAGACCCUCCUAAAAUCCAGCGUUCUGAGGGUGGAGGUCGCAGUGCACUCCUGUCUGACAUUCAGAAGGGGACGAGGCUGAAAAAGGUCACACAGGUCAAUGACCGGAGCUCACCAGUCCUUGACAAACCUAAAGUGAACGGUGUGGAUGACAGUGGAAGAAAUGUGGUUGCUGGAAACUCUACAAACACAGCAGGAUCUGCUCCAUCUGCAGUGGGUCCAGCUCUGGGUGGACUAUUUGCCGGGGGAUUUCCUGUACUCAAACCAGUCGGACAAAGAGACAAGCAGCCGCAUCACAACCUGGUGUCUCGCUCCGGCUCUACCGCCAGCCUGAAGCAGCCUCUCUGGAACCCUCCAUCACAGGGAGAUGGGUUCAGAGGAAGCGCCCCUGAUCUUUCCCCCUCCCACAAACCUUUGGAAAGAGCCUCCUCACUGUCUAGAACUCGGCCUAUUUCCUCAUACACAGCCCCUCCCUCCCCAAGCCAAACUUCACAUCCUUCUUUCAAACUGUCCUCUGCUCCUCCUCCCUCUGCCCCUCCACCUCCUCCUCCUCAGGAGCGGCCCAAUAACAGACCACCUCCUCUCCCCACCUGCCCGCCCCCACCCCCUCCUCCUCAAAUGGCCAAACCCACUUGGUUACCCAUCCAAUCACACUCCAUUCCCAUGCCUACGACUCCACCUCCUCCACUUCCUCCCUCGGUUCCUGCGUUCUCACUUCCUGACAGAUCGUCUGGGGUCUUCUACCCGCCUCCCCCUCCUUUGCCUCCAUCAAUUCCUCCGUCCUCGCUCCCUGACAGGUCAUCUGGGGUCUACUACCCUCCACCUCCUCCUCCACCACCUCCGUCUUCUCUCCCUAACAGAUCAUCUGGAGUCUUCUUCCCUCUGCCCCCUUCUCCGGGGCCAUUAGAAAUGAAGGACAGUCCUUUAGGGCCUCCUCCUCCACCUCCUCUUCCUGCUGCAUUUGCAUGCAGUCACCCCUCCUCAGCACCUCCUCCACUACCGCAGAAAGUACCUCCCGUGCCUUCCCCCACAUACAGGCCCAGCGUACCACCUUUGCCACCGUCUUACCCCUGUACCGCUCCCAGUAGACGACCCCCUGCAGUGCCACGUUUUGCAGGUGCUCCACGGAUGGCUCCACCCCCUGUUCCCCCUGCUCGGUCUCCUAACACUGAACUCUCCAGUAGGAUCCCACCCCCUCCUCCUCUCCCACUGUCAGCUCCGCCCAGCUCAGUACGCAACGGACACCUGCACAGCUUAGAUGACUUUGAAUCGAAGUUUCACUUCCAUCCUAUUGAGGACUUCCCCCCUCCUGAAGAGUUCAGGCCCUUCCCACGUACCUACCCCAGCAAGGAGAACAGAGUCAACCCACAACCUCCUGCCAUGAGGACUCAUUUAAGAUGAAAUAGGGCAAUAUGAAGUUUGGUGCUAACCUUUUGCAGGACAUAUUUUAUGCAUCAUCCUCAUCGUCAGUGAAGAACAGCAGCCAAAUCUGUAGGUCAAAUCAAGUCACUCAAGCACCACUUUAUCAAUCUCAACUGCAUUAUCUGUGAAAACAUCCUAGUUUGAUAUAAAAAUGUCAUCCACAUGUCAAGAAAGAGUUUCCCUAUUACAGCUGCAGCCAUGUUAAAACCCCUGAUUCUUAUAAAGUUAUAAGUGUUUACCUGUCUAAUUCUAAUAUCAAAUAUGUAAAUAUCUAAUUUUCCUCAGUCAAUAAUAAGUGUUUUAACAUUUAAUAUGUUUCUGGAACAAAUAUAUUAUGCCUAAUAAUUUUGUUUAUCACACCUGACAAGGCUUUUAUUAAUGAUCCUAUCAGCUGUUAACAUACCCUGAAUGGACUAAAAGGGCAAAUUAUUAAAUGGAGAUUAAAACAUGGCUUAAUAAAAUAUGGCAAAAGGAAAGAGUGUUAAAUCUGUGCAUACAGACAAGAGAAGUCUUGCAGUCAUUACUGUUUCAAAUAAAGGGCAUCAGUUUUUGUAAAAGGGAAGAAAGUUAACCACUAA